Thermochaetoides thermophila DSM 1495 is the source of this 1812-nucleotide messenger RNA. RefSeq lists its product as uncharacterized. Gene Ontology annotation, molecular function: FAD binding; oxidoreductase activity. The coding region runs from base 1 to 1812 and encodes 603 amino acids. The record is from RefSeq and is a predicted model, not a curated record. The transcript has 3 exons. Lineage: Eukaryota; Fungi; Ascomycota; Sordariomycetes; Sordariales; Chaetomiaceae.
AUGAGGUCCGCCCUUUUCAGCGUCCUUGGCGCCCUGCUGCUGGCCCACGACGUCACCGCACAGCAGUCCGUGGUUGUCCCUGGCUUCAAGAACACGAAAUGGGUGCUCAAAAGCGAAGGCGGUUCGAACUACGCCUGCAAGUGUCAUCCAGGAGACUGGUGCUGGCCAACUUCAGCGCAGUGGCAGCAGCUGAACGCCAGUGUCGGCGGCAAUCUGCAUAUCAACAUCCCGCCGGGAGCGCCAUGCUACAACACGUUCGAGGGCCCUCUGGGCACCAUCAACACCUAUGAUGCCGCAAAGUGUGCCGAGGUUACCGCCAAUUGGAACAGCGAGCAAUUCCAAGUCGAGCUUCCUACUGCUGGCCUCUGGACCUACUUCACCAAUGACACCUGCCGGCCCACGACAAACCCCAGCGACACCUGCACUCUGGGCUACUAUCCCGUCAUGGUCAUCAUGGCCAAGACUAUCGAUCACAUCAAGGCCGGUGUCAACUUUGCCCGCACUCACAACCUGCGUCUCAUUAUCCGUAACACCGGCCACGACUUUCUUGGCCGCAGCGUCGGCUGGGGUUCCCUGGUGAUCAACACACACAGCUUCCAGAACAUCAAGUUCCACAACAAGUACACUGCCUCGUGCGGCUACAAGGGUCCUGCCGUCACCCUCGGUGCUGGUGUCCAAGCCUUCAAGGUUCUUGAGCAGGCUCAUGCUCUCAACCCCCCCAAACUGAUGCUCACUGGUGAAUGUGCUACUGUUGGUGUUGCCGGCGGUCUUGUCCAGGGCGGUGGCCACGGUCCGUUGACCAACUUCUAUGGCUUCCUUGCCGAUACUGCGCUCGAGUUCAAGGUCAUUACUGCCGAUGGCUAUCUCAGGACCGUCAAUGAAAGAGCUCAUCCCGACCUCUUCUGGGCACUGAGGGGUGGCGGCCCCGGGGCCUUUGCCGUUAUUGUUGAGGCUACCUUCAAGCUCUUCGACGACAAGCCGAGCGCUGGCAUCACUCUUGACAUCAACUCGGCCCACACCACCAAUGAGACCCUUUUCUGGGAGGCCGUACGCAUCUUCCACAGCUACAGCACCCACUUUGUCGACAACAACAUUUAUGUGUAUUACGAGCUGGGCGCUGGCGGUCUGAAUCUCCACGUCCGGCCCAUUGUCGGCAUCGGCAAGACCCUUGCUGAGCUGCAGGCCAUUGUCCAGCCGCUCUUCGACGACCUCAACGCCCUCGGUAUCACCUAUGACACCGAGAGCCACAGCUUCAAUACCUUCUACGAGCUGUACAACAACAUGUUCGAGACUGAAGUCGCUGGCAACUCGGCUCUCACUGGCGGCUGGACCCUCGCACGCGAGGACGUUGUUGCCAACCAUACCGCCGUCAUCGAGGCCUUCAAGAAAGUCGUCGCCGCCGGCUCCUUCAUGGUCGGUCACAUGUGGAGCGCCGGCCAGAACCUUCCCCGGAGCGAAUGGCACAAGAGUGCUAUUAACCCACGCUUCCGCCACGUCGUCGACAAGCUCAUCACAAUCGUCCCUAUUGGCGGCAACGCCCCGCUCGCUGACAAGGAGGAGGCUCAGCACCGCCUGACCUACGUUGUCGACGGCGCCCUCCGUGAGGCUUCUCCCAACGGCUGCGCUUAUAUCAAUGAGGCCGACCCGUUCCAGCCCAACUGGCAGCAGGCGUUCUGGGGCACCAAUUACCCGCGGCUUCAGCAGAUCAAGAAGAAGUACGAUCCUGAGGGCCUCUUUUACACCGUCUCCACCCCGGGCACCGAGAGGUGGUCUCAGAUUGAGACUGGCACCAGACUCUGCUACAAGCUUUAA